AUGGCUGAACUAUCAGACGAGCAGCCCUUGCUACGACAAGAGCUGUAUCAGCCUCUUUCUUCAACCGAGUAUCGAAUAGUCCAUCUCUUCCCUGGAGACUUUGCCGACGAUAUUCAGUGCGCUUUGGAAAUACGAGACAGUUCCAUACGAAUCAAAUAUGAAGCAAUCUCUUACGAAUGGGGCGACGAAACAGAUGCCAAGCCGAUCCAUGUUGCGCGGCUUGAUGCGCCACCAAGAAGAGUAUCGAACCCUCGCGGUCCCCGAUUAGUUGAGCGUGUUUGUAGUGUGUAUAGGCUGGCCAUGCAGCUCGAAAGCAGCCAUCCUGUGCUCUUCUGCAUUUUCCUCGCUUUUCCAUUUGCUUGCCUGCUUUGGCGGAUUAUGCCAUUUGUCGAGCCAGCCUGGGUUCCCUUUUUCAUUCCCACAUCUAUCUCCCGUGCUGCUACAUGCUUGGUUCCUGCCGUCAACUCGGCAUGGAUUUGUCAAACGUCAUUCAGGCUAAUACAAGAGAUUCUGGAGACCAAGAUAUGGAACUUACGGACAAUUGGUUGGAGAACCCGGAAAGAGAACGUAUCUCUAUCCAAAUUCGAGGCUCUUUAUGUCACACGCAAUCUGGAGAAUGCGUUGCGGCAUCUGCGAAGGAGUAAGGGCGUUCGUAUUCUCUGGAUUGAUGCUCUAUGCAUCGACCAGAAAAACGAGGCUGAGAAGCUCGUGCAGGUCCAAAAGAUGGACUGGAUAUACGCCAACGCAUAUAUGGUUUUGAUAUGGCUUGGAGGUUAUCAUCAUUACCAAAAUGGCCAGUCCUGUGGCGACAAGGGCGUCAUUUGUGCACAUCAGGAACAGAUCGAGUUAGCCUUCACUUGUAUUCGGGGAUCGCUUUGGGGGAUAUCCCGUUGUUUUCGAGCGAUUGGAUAUACGAAACCUUAUGAGAAGGGAUGGUGGCAGAGGCUAUGGGUUGUCCAGGAAGUGGCCCUAGCAACUGGUAAUGUUAGAAUCCAAUGUGGCCACAGCACGUGCAGCUACGACGACUUUGACGCUUGGUUCUCUGAUAUGCCUGCGAUAUAUCCUGGAGGUCUAUCUUUCGAAAAGGACAGCAUACAUGUUGUGUACUUCCUAGAUCUGAUAAGAAGGUUCCGGUACGAUUUUAAGGCCGACAAAGCACUCCAUGGCUUCUAUACCAUGGUACUCGAAGUCGAAGAUUUUGCGAGGGAUCUAUGCAAUAUCCUACUAAGAACUUCUGGGAGUUUCAAGUGUCGGGACAAUGAAGAUCGCUUAUACGCCGUACUCGGAAUCGUGGCGGGUGUUCAACCCCGGAAGCAUGUCAAACUAGUGAACAUUUCCAGUUUCGUCGGCUCAAUAUCAAUGCUCGGAAUGCUUGGAAUUUCAAAUUUUUAUGACGCUCUUCUCAAAGAGAUUUGGUUGAGCAUUCUUGCAACCGUGAUCGGUUUUGGAAUGCUAUUCUUCGAAACCAGAGCGAGGUACUGA
This is a messenger RNA of Clonostachys solani, 1482 nucleotides long. The record is from the annotation of a GenBank genome assembly. Lineage: Eukaryota; Fungi; Ascomycota; Sordariomycetes; Hypocreales; Bionectriaceae.